Messenger RNA from Acanthisitta chloris (rifleman), 990 nucleotides. It is a transcript of the gene MRPS35, whose product is annotated as mitochondrial ribosomal protein S35. Gene Ontology annotation, cellular component: mitochondrial small ribosomal subunit. Gene Ontology annotation, molecular function: structural constituent of ribosome. Gene Ontology annotation, biological process: mitochondrial translation. Lineage: Eukaryota; Metazoa; Chordata; Aves; Passeriformes; Acanthisittidae. The transcript is spliced from 7 exons. The record is from RefSeq and is a predicted model, not a curated record. The annotation marks the transcript as partial.
CUUCUAUUGGAAGAAGAGGCAGGACACCACAGUUUGCAAGACCAUCUGCACCUCCGAGAACAGAGAGGAUGGCUGUUGAUCAGGACUGGAGCAGUGUUUAUCCAACAGCAGCUGCCUUUAAACCUUCUUCUGUGCCUCUCCCAAUCCGAAUGGGUUACCCAGUGAAGAGAGGAGUACCUCCACCAAAAGAAGGCAACUUAGAACUUAUUAAGAUUCCCAAUUUUUUGCAUCUUACUCCUCCUGCAAUUAAGAAACACUGCGCAGCUCUUAAAGAUUUCUGCACUGAAUGGCCAAGUGCUCUGGACAGUGAUGAGAAAUGUGAACAGCAUUUUCCUGUUGAAAUUGAAACAGUAGAUUAUGUUUCUGCAGGGACAUCUAUUCGUAAUCCCAAAGCAAGAGUGGUGACUUUAAGAGUUAAACUCUCUAACCUGAAUUUGGAUGACCAUGCAAAGAAGAAGCUCAUUAAACUUGUAGGAGAGCGGUACUGUCCGGAGACAGACGUGCUCACGAUUACAACAGACAGGUGUCCCUUAAGAAGACAGAACUAUGACUAUGGCAUACACCUGCUCACAGUUCUGUACCAUGAGUCCUGGAAAACAGAGAUGUGGGAGAGUGAGAAGACUGAGGAGGACAUGGAGGAGUAUAUUUGGGAAAAGAGUUGCUCUCAGAAAAAUGCCUUGGAUACACUCCGUCGAAUAAAAGCCUCAGAGAAUGUCAGUGAUGUGUCUGAGGAAGAGCUGCUUUCAUCUGAAGUGGUUAAGAAUUACAGGAACUCUGUAAUUGCACUUAAAAAUGAAGGUGAAACAGAAAGUAACAUGUCUCAGUAUAAGGAAUCCGUGAAGAAACUACUGAAUAUACAAGCAUUGCCAUAAGAGCAGAGUCUGCAGGCACACCUGAUGAUUACAGAAAUGACUAAAUUACUAUCUUGAUAUUUCUAAAUGAGAUGGAUAUGUAAUUAUUCAGAACCUUAACCAAAAAUAGGAAACUUGA